This is a messenger RNA of Pleuronectes platessa (European plaice), 838 nucleotides long. RefSeq names its product zinc finger protein 618-like. Gene Ontology annotation, cellular component: nucleus. The coding region runs from base 38 to 835 and encodes 265 amino acids. The record is from RefSeq and is a predicted model, not a curated record. Gene Ontology annotation, biological process: regulation of transcription by RNA polymerase II. Lineage: Eukaryota; Metazoa; Chordata; Actinopteri; Pleuronectiformes; Pleuronectidae. The transcript is spliced from 2 exons. Gene Ontology annotation, molecular function: protein dimerization activity.
CCAGGAUGUAGCCACAGGCUGGAAUUCAACACUGGAGAUGAUAAAGCGUAUCCAGCACAACAAAGAGCCACUAAAGGCAACACUUGCCCAGCAGAAGCACAACUUGGCCACGCUAACCUCUGCUGAAUAUGACCGGCUAGCAAAUUUGGAAACACUGCUGGAGCCAUGCAGGUAUGUUACUGAGCUCUUGGGGGGUGACAAAUAUGUUUCCUGCUCUGUGGUCCUGCCUGCACUCUGCCACCUUCUGCGUACAAUGGAGAUUUCAGAUGUUGACCCUGCCUACAUAGUGCGCUUCAAGGCUGCAUUCAAAGGGGACCUCAACACACGAAAGGAGAACACAAACCUGUCAUGGUUAAAGCUAGCAACAGCUCUAGAUCCCAGAUUCAAGGACCUCAGGUGCCUGCCCAAAGCAGAGAGGGAAGAGGUGUGGCAAAAGCUGAGUCAGAUGCUGAAGGACAGAGAUACUGAAUCACAGCCCUGCAGCGAUGAAAUGGAACCAGAACCACCAAAGAAGAAAGUGGCUCUCCUACUGUUGGGGUCAGAGUCAGAGUCUGAUGAGGAUGCAAAUUUUAAUGACAAAACUCUGGACAGGUACAGGGCAGAGCCCAGUGUCAGCAUAGACACAUGUCCACUUCAGUGGUGGUCAGCGCACACUGGUACCCAUGGCAGGCUGGCACAGCUUGCACAAAAGUACUUGGCCACACCUGCCUCAACAGUGCCAUGUGAGAGACUAUUUUCUUUGGCAGGCCACGUUGUACAGAAGAAAAGGUCAGCUUUGUCAUCUGAAAAUGUCAACAAGCUAGUUUGCCUGAGUAACUGGUUAAAAGAAAAGUAGACG